This is a messenger RNA of Hypanus sabinus (Atlantic stingray), 2112 nucleotides long. RefSeq names its product aldehyde dehydrogenase 1A1-like. NCBI's taxonomy places the organism in Eukaryota, Metazoa, Chordata, Chondrichthyes, Myliobatiformes, Dasyatidae. The record is from RefSeq and is a predicted model, not a curated record. Bases 16 to 1734 code for a protein of 572 amino acids. Gene Ontology annotation, molecular function: benzaldehyde dehydrogenase (NAD+) activity. The transcript has 14 exons.
CAAGCAUCCCCUUGCAUGAAUAAUGCUGUAUGUGCAUUAGAUUUUAAGGAAAGAAACGUGUAUAUAUACUGUAGGAUCGGUCUACGUCUGCGGGUUCGAAUUUCACGCCGAAAGUUUCCAAUGUCAGCCGCAGAAGUUGAAACCAGCCGAUCUAGAAAUGUAGUAUCUGUUUGCAGUGGAACACAGGCAAACCAGCAGGUCAUGAGUGCUCCAGCUGCCGGCUGCGAAACUCCAGCUCCAAGUCCUCUCAGUCAGCCCGUGCCGUUGUCUGAGCUGGAAAUCAAACACACAAAGAUCUUCAUAAAUAAUGAAUGGCAUAAUUCCAGCAGUGGCAACAGGUUCGCAACCUACAACCCGGCCACUGGAGAGAAAAUCUGUGACGUGCAAGAAGGCGAUAAGGUGGAAGUUGAUAAGGCUGUAAAGGCAGCCAGAGAUGCCUUCCAGAUUGGAUCAGUGUGGCGGAGGAUGGAUGCUUCUCAAAGAGGAAGGCUCUUAAAUAAACUUGCUGAUCUGAUGGAACGGGAUCGUGUUGUACUGAGUACAAUAGAAUCUAUUGAUGCUGGAAAGCUCUUCCUUCAAGCAUACUUUAUUGACUUAGAUGCUUCAAUUAAAACAAUACGUUACUAUGCUGGCUGGGCUGACAAAAUCCAAGGAUACACAAUUCCUGUUGAUGGUGAUUAUCUCACAUUUACAAGACAUGAACCAAUUGGAGUGUGUGGCCAAAUUAUACCCUGGAACUUCCCAAUGCUGAUGUUUGCAUGGAAGCUUGCUCCUGCUCUUUGCUGUGGCAACACAGUGGUUAUUAAACCAGCUGAACAAACUCCUCUGACUGCACUGUACAUGGGAGCUUUAAUCAAAGAGGCAGGAUUUCCCCCAGGGGUGGUGAAUAUUGUGCCAGGAUUUGGAAGAACUGCAGGAGCAGUUAUAGCCAACCAUAUGGACAUAGAUAAAAUCGCCUUCACUGGUUCUACAGAGACUGGUAAAUUAAUACAGGAGGCUGCUGGCAAGAGUAAUCUAAAGAGAGUAACACUGGAACUUGGUGGGAAAAGUCCAAACAUCAUAUUCGCUGAUGCAGACUUGGACUAUGCUGUGGAGCAAGCUCAUCAUGGUCUGUUCUUCAAUCAGGGACAGUGCUGUUUGGCAGGAUCCAGAAUAUUUGUGGAGGAAUCUGUCUACAAAGAAUUUGUUUGCAAGAGCAUUGCCCUUGCACAGAAGUAUGUUAUUGGAAAUCCUCUAAAUGAAGCUGUCACCCAUGGACCGCAGAUUGAUAAAAAGCAGUACGAUAAAAUUCUCGAUUUAAUUGAGAGUGGGAAGAAAGAAGGAGCUAAACUGGAAUGUGGAGGUUUGCCUUGUGGAGAUAAAGGCUUCUUCAUUCAGCCUACAGUUUUCUCAGAAGUUACAGAUGAAAUGCGCAUUGCCAAGGAAGAGAUCUUUGGACCAGUACAACAAAUAAUCAAGUUUAAAACAGUUGAAGAAGUCAUUAAGAGAGCUAACAACACCCACUAUGGCUUAGUUGCUGCAGUUUUCACCAAAGACAUCAAUAAAGCACUGACCUUGGCUUCAGCUCUUCAAGCUGGGACUGUGUGGGUUAAUUGCUACAGUGCAAUGAAUGUUCAAAGUCCUUUUGGAGGAUUUAAAAUGUCUGGAAAUGGUAGAGAAAUGGGAGAAUAUGGUCUUCAGGAAUACACCGAAGUUAAGACCAUCACCAUCAAAAUUCCACAGAAGAAUUCUUAAAAUAUUGCAAAUUAAAAGUGUUGAAGAAUAGAAAGAGACUGUGAUUUGAGAUUUGUAAAGUCUAAAGAUAAACAUCACAUUUCAUCUCUGUAGUUUCACAAUAAAUGCAGCAGCUGUACUUAAUUCUGUAUGAAAAGAUGUAUUGAAGUAGAAUUUAGCUCUUAGUAUUUACACAGCAAAACAACAAUUAAAAAGAUAUUGUUCUACCAUUUUAUAGUUUGGAAGUUUUGUUUUGAGCAUUUUAGGUUUUUAAUCAUUUAAUAAACGAUUCAUCUUAUGUAACUUUGUCAAUCAAACUAGAGGUCUGUUUCCUCAUUUUUAUUGAUAUAACAAUAUUUGCCUCAAUUUACAAAUCCAUUAAAAUAGCUUUGAAAUACA